Messenger RNA from Cydia amplana, 724 nucleotides. RefSeq names its product GILT-like protein 2. The transcript is spliced from 6 exons. The record is from RefSeq and is a predicted model, not a curated record. The coding region runs from base 2 to 664 and encodes 220 amino acids. Gene Ontology annotation, molecular function: oxidoreductase activity, acting on a sulfur group of donors, disulfide as acceptor. NCBI's taxonomy places the organism in Eukaryota, Metazoa, Arthropoda, Insecta, Lepidoptera, Tortricidae.
AAUGUUGCCAUAUUCCAUGUUCUUGUUUUGUUUAGUGGCUGGUGCCGCCGUUGGAAGUGCUGAUAUUAGGUCAAGGGAUUGGGAUAUAAAAUCCAUGGAGAUAAAGAAAGUAGAUAAAGUGGAUCUAAAAUUGUAUUAUGAAUCUCUGUGCCCUGACUGCGUAACAUUCCAAAUAGAACGUUUGGACCCCGUAUUCACGGAAAUUGGAUCUUACAUCGAUCUCAAACUGUAUCCAUAUGGAAAUGCUAACAGGAAAGAAGUAGAUGGUAAGACCGUAAUAGUCUGCCAGCACGGCGAAAAGGAGUGUUAUGGGAACAAGCUCCAUGCCUGUGCUAUUGAUAAACUGAAGGACAUUCGUGCGACGUCACCUUACAUCUCCUGUAUGAUGAACGGUACGUGGGGAGGCGAUGGAUCCACUGAUAUGGACGCCACAAAGUGUGGAGAUUUAAUGAACAUCGACUCAAAGCCUAUCAAGGAAUGCGCUAAAGGUAAAAAGGGGGAAGAACUACUAGAAUACUACGGCAAAGAGACUGAUAAGAUCACAAAACAUGGCGUACCUCAUGUGUUACUAAAUGGCGAGAAGUUUGACAUGUACGACAACUUGAAGAAGAAAAUAUGCGAAGCUUUGAAAAAUCCGCCAUCUCAAUGUAAAACUAAAGUGUGAACAUUUUGUCUAAUAUUCUCUGAAUUUGGUGCAAAUAUAAUUGUACACGUGAAAAAAAAA